This is a messenger RNA of Alosa sapidissima (American shad), 1502 nucleotides long. RefSeq lists its product as uncharacterized. The transcript is spliced from 8 exons. The record is from RefSeq and is a predicted model, not a curated record. Lineage: Eukaryota; Metazoa; Chordata; Actinopteri; Clupeiformes; Clupeidae. The coding region runs from base 288 to 1502 and encodes 404 amino acids.
AGGAAGGAACGGAGGUCAGAAAACAAGCUUCGAGUUUUGGAACUGGUGUAGCAGCUUCUCCUGAAAAGUGCCCUAAACAAUGUUGAAUGAAGUGAAUUAUUCCAAGUCAGGUUAAGAGGUCGCAGGGUUGUGGCCCUUUAUUUUUGGUAUUCGUCCCUUCUUUGCUUGCCAUCUUCACAUCCUCUCACGUGGAACAGGAAGUGAUCUGGUACUGCCGCCAUCAUCGCAUUAUUGAGGAACACCACAUAACUCAGAUACUCUCAAAGAUUUCACACUCGACUCGAGAUAUGAGACAAGGGACCAUGGUGAUUGGCAUUUGGCUGCUGAUGGCGACGCUUUUUUGUGGAGCAGUCAUGUCAGCUCCAGUACCUCCACACCAGUCCACAGGCUCUGUGACCCCAGAGGACCUGGUGGAGGUGCCGUUGGGCCAGUCUGACAGCUCUGUGACCCCAGAGGACCUGGUGGAGGUGCCGUUGGGCCAGUCUACAGUGUUGUCCUGCCAGCUACAUCUGCCUCCAGGCUCUCUGGAGCAGAACUGCGUCAUAGUGCAAACCAAAGACACUCGGGAGAAGAACACACCUUUGUUUCCAACCGGCCCGGAGAAGGAAGUGGAAGUGCUCGAGCAGGUGCUCCUCUACUUGAGGAAAGGUCAGGAGAAGCCCGAGUUUCAGUCCCCGCUGUACCGAAACAGGACCAGCCGCUGGGAUGGGGGAGACGUCAGCGUGCAGCUAUGGAACGUGUCUGUGAGAGACAACAACACCGUCUUUCAGUGUUUUGUGACUCCUGGCUGCCAGGAAUAUGUGCUCAAGAGAGAGAUUACACUACGGACAGUGGAGAGGACAGAUGGUGUGAAUCAGAACCCUACUGUGACCGUGACUGCAGGUGUGAAUCAGAACCCUACUGUGAUCGUGACUGCUGUGGUUGUACCUGUGCUGCUGCUGCUGGGUGCCAUUGCGGUUCGUUGUGUCUGCACCAGAAUAAAGCGUUCUAAAUCUGCUGCAGGAGCCAAUCAAGAUGCCACAGAGGGAGGGGCCAUGGGAGCAGUGGAGAAUGGAGUGAUGGGGAAACCCACUGAGGAGAGCGUGGGAAACCAGGACCAGCCGGACGGACCGGUUGUGAUGACCGAGGACCAGCCGAAUGGAUCAUUGAACCGAGACCAGGACCAGCCCAAUGGAUCAACUACUUACUUGAAGAAACAGCAGCACCAGCAGAGUGGAUCAGCUGAGAGCACAGCAGCACCAGAACAGGAGCCUCUGCUCAGGAACGAACACAGCAGGGGGGAGGACGGCCGCGGAGGCCCGAGUGACCAGGACAGAGCCCUGAGUGAACAGGAGACCUUGGCUCAGGAGCUAGAGGAGUCGUCCAGUAACUGGAAGGGUGCUGGUUCGAGCCCAACUCCUCCUGACCUUGUCAAAGUGUCCUUGAGCAAGACACUUAACCCCAGUGCUCCCGAUGAGCAGGUUGGCGCCUUGCCUCCGCCAUCAGUGUGUGUGAGAAUGUGA